AUGUCCAAGUCGUCACGUCGUGGUUCAAAGCGGAGGCGGAGAAGCGAAGGUUUUCUGACGCCUCCGUCCGAGCUACCUGCGUCGGACACCGAGACGUCAAGCAACAGAAACAUAGCAUCGAGAAUGAAACUAUCUGAGCGCCAGUUGAAGGAUUCGUCAGAGAUGCGAGAAGCGGCGUUGAUGUCCUCCCCGUGGCAAUCUCCGACAUCCCCGCAGGCACACGAUUCUGCCUUCAGCGCCGCAGCGUCAUCGUACUUGGCUUCACCAUCCGACUCCCCGCCACCGCUACUAACACUUCCCAUUUCAACACCCGCGGAUGCCUCCCGACGAUCAUCGUCGCAUUCUUCAGCACACACGGCUGCACUGCCAGCGUCACUCUCGGCGAAUCGAACAUCCCGUAUGAGCGUCUACCCGAAGGUCAGAGUUUCGGCGACGUCUGCUGCUACCCUUUCCGAGACACCCCUGACCUCGGAGCAACGCACGUUGUCGGCAGGCUCCCGUAUUCGCGAUCGGCAUCCAGGUGUAAGGCAGUCGUACCCGUCGGUCGUCAAGCAGACAGCGUCGCAGAACGAGCUCGUGGCUUUGCCGAACCAGCCUUCCAAGGUCAUUUCCGCUUCCUGGGCAACCAAGGCUCGACAGCUACUGUCACCGUUGCUCGGCCGUUUCCACUCUUUCUCGGCAAAGAGCAGCCCUGACGACUUACGGAGGUAUUCACGACAAAUGCGUGCCAGAACUCCACAGGUGAUCGCUCUGCCACCCUGUGACGCGGACGAGAAGCAGCCCGAGUCAACCUCAAUAUCACGUAAGCCAAGCCAGCCGAACGAGAGCCUGCAGUCCGUCAGCCGGCAAUCCCUGUCACGGAUUUCGUUAAGUGUGCAGCAGGAUGCCUCGUCGGUGCCACCACCUGUGGUCAACAGUGGCAUGGCGAGUUGCUUGCGGCGUGAAGAAGCUUCUCUCCUCGUUGGCAGGCGCGGUCCGUUCCAGACGACGACGUUCCACUUCGGCUUGCUCGUUGCCUUCAUGGUGCCCUUUCAGACGCUGCCGCUGCAGAUUGUCCAGCACGAUAUUGAUUACUGGUGCGCUAGGCCAAAGAACUUACGCAACAUGUCUACAGAAGAGUGGAAGCGCCAGAUGGUUCCUCGCGUCGAAGAUGGCAAUUACAGCCGGUGCCGCAUGUAUGCCGAAUGGAACGUCACCGGCGUAGCCACAGUGCCGUGCACCAGCUGGGAGUACGCAGCCUCCGUAUAUCACAACUCCAUUGUCGAGGAGUUUGGCUUGGUUUGCGAACGUGCUUGGUACCUGCCGGUGAGCUGUUCUGCAUUUGCCAUGGGCGCCAUCUGCGCAUUGCUCAUCACGGGACCUUUGGCUGACUGGCUGGGCAGGAAGCCAGUGAUGCAGUUCACAGUGAUGGUCUGGCAGGCGGCAGUUGUGGUAAUUCUAUUGUUCGUCAUGCUAAACACAUUCGUAGUCAUGCGCUUCCUCCUUGGAGCCUCCACAGCCACUCUUUUCAACACUAGCUUUGUGCUUGUGGUGGAAGUCUUGGCACCAGAACGGCGCACUCUUUACGCGAUGGCGGUGUUGUUAAGCAAGGUGAUCGGUACUAUCAUCGCAUCCACAAUGAUGCUGGCCCGGUUUAGCUGGUACGCGCUGCACCUUGCAAGCAUGCUACCAGGCCUCAUGAUGCUGCGCACCAUCACGUGCCUCAUUGAGUCCCCACGCUGGUUGCUGGCAAGAGGCCGGCUAGAGGAAGCCGAAACGGUCAUCAUGCAUGCGGCCACGCUCAACGCUGAGAACCUGUUUGAUGUGCGACGCCAGUGGGCACGCAAGCGUCGUGAACUGGAGCACAGAGAAGGCAUUCGGCGGAGUACUUUCUGCGAGGCAGCCUGCCUGCGAUGCCGAUGGAAGAAUAAUGGCAUCCUGUACUUCUGCUGGAGCGUGACUGCAUUUACGUUGCAGGCGACGUGGCUGAAGAUUCACUACCUGGGACUCUAUCCGGCAGCUCUCGUAACGCUCUUCGCGCUGCUGUCCGUCCCAGGAGAGCUGGGUGCUAUGGCGUCUGCCGCGCAUAUCGGCCGCAAGACGUCUCUCGCUUGGGCGCUGGUCAUAGCCGCCAUUGCCCUCUUCGGAGCCGCCGCGUGGGGCGAUGCGAAUGCGGUAUCCAGCGUUACCCUUCUGACUCUGGCGAGUGUGGGCACGGACGCAUCGCAAGCUGUUCUCACUCUGUACACGGCAGAAGUGUAUCCUACAGUGAUGCGCUGCUCGGGCCUGGCAACGUGCUCGUGCUUUUCUGCAGCGGCCAGCAUCGUCGUGUCAGUAGCCAUCCAUCUUGGAUUUCUCCAGGUGUCAUGGCUUCCACUGGUCGUGGUGUCGCUUCUAGGGCUCGCCGCUGCUUUUUUGGCGAUUCGACUGCCGGACGUAAAAGAGUGUGCUGUUCUGCCGGACGAGCUGUCGGACAUACCGUUUGAGGCGCCACCGGGAGUCGCUCAGCCAGUGCCUGAUAACACAAACGUCGCUUCGCCGGGCAUCCAGAGCAGCGACAAACGCCGAACGCUAGGAGAACGUUGA
Rhipicephalus sanguineus (brown dog tick) is the source of this 2565-nucleotide messenger RNA. RefSeq names its product solute carrier family 22 member 5. The transcript has a single exon. Lineage: Eukaryota; Metazoa; Arthropoda; Arachnida; Ixodida; Ixodidae. Gene Ontology annotation, biological process: transmembrane transport. Gene Ontology annotation, molecular function: transmembrane transporter activity. Gene Ontology annotation, cellular component: membrane. The record is from RefSeq and is a predicted model, not a curated record. The coding region runs from base 1 to 2565 and encodes 854 amino acids.